Messenger RNA from Equus quagga, 591 nucleotides. It is a transcript of the gene SMDT1, whose product is annotated as single-pass membrane protein with aspartate rich tail 1. Lineage: Eukaryota; Metazoa; Chordata; Mammalia; Perissodactyla; Equidae. The coding region runs from base 20 to 343 and encodes 107 amino acids. The transcript has 3 exons. The record is from RefSeq and is a predicted model, not a curated record. Gene Ontology annotation, cellular component: uniplex complex; mitochondrial inner membrane. Gene Ontology annotation, biological process: mitochondrial calcium ion homeostasis; calcium import into the mitochondrion.
UUAGGGGCGGAGCUGGGAGAUGGCGUCCGGAGCGGCUCGCUGGCUGGCGUUGGCGCCCGUCCGAUGUGGGGCUCUGAGGAGCGGACCGAACUGGAGGAAAGGUGGAGAGGUCUCCGCAGGACGAGGCGGUCCAGGUCGGACCCUGGUGCCGUGGAGGUCAGUCAUCGUUACUCGCAGCGGCGCCAUUUUGCCCAAACCGGUGAAAAUGUCCUUCGGCCUCCUCCGUGUGUUCUCCAUCGUGAUCCCUUUUCUCUAUGUUGGGACGCUCAUUAGCAAGAACUUUGCUGCUCUACUUGAGGAGCAUGACAUUUUUGUCCCAGAGGACGAUGAUGACGAUGACUAACAGGGUAUGCAGGAAGUACAGCAAGGAGAAAACCCUACCUUAACUAAGAAACGGUGAUGCUCACAGCCUCCCCUCCUCCCCUAUCAGCAGAAGAGUCCAGAGAAAGCCCUCAGCCUCCCGACUCCAGUGAAGCCUCCUGCAUGGUCUGUGACCACAGCCCAGAUCCCCAGGCUCUAGGAGGUUCCCUGCGAUGUGCUGUCCACCGAGCACAAUCAGAUUAUGAAUAAACAUCAGCUCUGUAUGACUAA